CCAUUAGAUGUGCUUCUUGUAGGACGACCUUUGGGUCAUCGUAUAUGUUUCAGUGAACUUUUAGCUGAUAAUUUCAACAUUCUGUAGUUGAAUUGCGUAGUGACGAAAAAUUAUGUUUCCUUAAUACGACCAAGCUAGCCUGGGAAACUUCUCUGUUUACAUAUGAUAUCGAUCGACGACGUGACAGUAAAACUAAACAGACUUUUUUAAAUAUCAUCGUAAACAUAACCCGAACUGAUAAAAGUCUGAAUAUUUAAAUAGAUCAAUUUCGAAACUACUUGCGCAGUUUCUGUCCUUUUUUUUGUUCCCAACAGAACACAUCAUGACCACUCCAAUAGUUCCUGAGUAUUUGUGUAAUUUAAUUCCGAAUGAAUUGACGCUCGUAUUUUCCGUAACGUGCCUCAUUUCAGUGACUCUUGGAACGUCAUUAUUUCGACGUCACAAGUUUAUGAGAUUGUGCGAAAAAAUUCCGACAACUCCUGCGCAGCUUCCGCUGUUUGGAAGCUUCACCGAACUGUUCCUGGAACGUCACAGUAAGUAUAACGAUAAUUUACCACGACACCUGCUUUAGUACUCUUGAAUAUUUCAACACUUGCAUAACUCACACAUUCAGAAAUUCUUCCUCGCUUUAUUAACUUGUACUACAAAUGGGCCAAUGAAAAGUCUCUUAUGCGGGGUAUCCGUCGUUUCGGGCCCUACCAUUUCGGCCCCAUACCUUUUCGGCCCUUUUUAAAAAUUUCGACCGGGGCCGAAAAUGUCCAAAACUGGAUAGCCUUAGUUCUUUUAGGAGUAGUUAUUAACUCUUCUGUUGGCUUGGCGGGUCCGAAAGUUGGUUGAAGUCAUUCUUCGUCCACGAGACGGAAUUCGACUACAAUUGACUCACAAGACGUUGUGAAAUAGUCAAUGGUUGUUAAACCAAACGAGUUUUAUUGAUACGUAGUCGCAUGCCUAUCUGGAGGAAUGUGCCAGAUUAUUUUAGGAAUAUAGACAAAGGCAAUAAAGUUUGCACACUUACUAGUUUACGAAUCAGGAUUCUCGGCCUGUGUCUGUAUUUAUUAGUUAAAAUUCGCUUCCAUCUAAUAAAGUUGUUUUUAGUGUCCAAUGUGGGAUCCGAAGGAACACCAAGCAGAGGUCAACAGAUGGUAAGUUCAAAACUAGCUUAUCUUAUUAAAUUCAGGAUUCAUUUCUAGCUUCUACUAUAAACUGUACACAACGUGAACUUUGGAAGUAUCUCUCUACAGAUACUGAUCGACCUUUAGAGUUUAGUCACGCCGUAUUGUACACUCCCGUUUUAUACUUGUCAUGUAUACUUAGUUGCUUCCCGUUAUUUGCUAGUGAGACAAGUCUGCCAUGGGUGUUCAAAUCAUUCCUGAUUUUGUCUACAGUUUAAUUCCGAACACGUUAGUGCUUUUCUUGACGUUUGCUUGUUUCGUUCUCGUUCAUCUUGUGGGCACACUAUAUCGACGCUACAAGUAUGUUCGACGCUGUAACAAGAUCCCGGGUCCGCCCGCUCAGAUUCCGCUCUUGGGAAGCGCCACCGAAUUUUUCCUACCGCCUGAAGAGAUAAUGCCCCACGCCGUUCAACUGUACAAAAAAUACAGCAAGAAAUCUGUGGUCCGAAUUUGGGUCGGACCUCAACCUUGGUUUCUACUCGGUGGGGCCGAAAGUGCCGAGGUUGUGCUGAGCAGCAACAAAAUUAUCGACAAGGGUCCGGAAUACGACUACAUCCAGCCAUGGCUGGCCACUGGUCUCUUAACGAGUACAGGGGCAAAAUGGCACCAGAGGCGCAAACUGUUGACACCGACUUUCCACUUUCAAAUUUUGGAGGGAUUUGUUCACGUCAUCAAUGAACAAAGUGCCGUACUCAUCGACAAGCUGAGCGAGAAAGUCGAUCAGAACUUUGACAUUUACCCGUUCAUCGCUCUGUGCACACUUGACAUCAUUUGCGAAACGGCCAUGGGUCGUCAUGUCGACGCCCAACAAAAAAGUGACUCGGAUUACGUCAAAGCUGUUUACAAGAUGACUCACAUCAUCCAAGCGCGUCAAACUCGGCCAUGGCUUCAACCGGAUUGGCUUUUUCGACUGUUUCCUCUCGGAUCGGAGCAAAAGAAAUGCCUGUCAAUUCUCCAUGGAUUCACUGAUCAGGUGAUCCGUGAGCGGAAAAACGAACACAAACUGCGUAAGACUGAGCAGCAACCACCAGUUGAUUCGCCGAAGAAAGAUGACGACGAGUUUAUUUCAAAGAAAUCCCGUUUGGCAUUCCUGGAUCUCUUGAUCGAAGCUUCGCAAGAUGGCAAAGUGCUCAGCGAUCUUGACAUUCGCGAAGAAGUUGACACCUUCAUGGUUGAGGGUCAUGAUACUACGGCUUCCGCAAUUAACUGGUGUCUUUUUCUUAUAGGCAACUAUCCUGAAGUGCAGGAGAAAGUGAACGAGGAACUGACUCGUGUCUUUGGCAACUCUAAUCGCCCAGUCACCAUGACUGACUUGAGCGAACUGAAAUACCUCGAGUGUUGCAUCAAAGAAGCCCUGCGUCUUUAUCCCAGCGUUCCUAUUCUCUCGAGGCAAUUGCUGGAAGAUACCAUCAUUUGUAUGCGCAUUAAAAACAAACUGACUAAACUAUUGCAAAUGUAUUCUUUUUCCAUUUUUCUUUUAAAUCCAGGUGGAUACGAUCUUCCUGUUGGAGCUACAGUCAUAGUUUCACCUUAUUUGAUCCACCGCGAUCCGACUUACUUCCCUGAUCCGGAGAGUUUCAAACCGGAGCGUUUCUUCCCUGAAAACAUUCAAGGUCGACAUCCGUAUGCCUAUGUCCCGUUCAGCGCUGGACCUCGUAACUGCAUUGGUCAAAAGUUUGCCAUGAUGGAAGAGAAGAUUAUCCUCGCUUCCGUCCUACGUCGAUUCCACGUCAAAUCGUUGGACAAACCGGAAAACGUUGCCAUCUUGACGGAAGUUAUCCUUCGUCCUCUCGACGGAAUCCGGAUGCUUUUAACCACCAACAAUUUCCAAUGGAUGUGUUCGUCGUCCUGGAGCUCUCAACAAAUGCGGUUUUCUAGCGUUUUCCGCAGAGAGGGUUUGAGCACUGCCGUCCUGAAUCAUAAAGCUGUCGGUCCGUUACAGCUCUAUUGUGUUUUGCAUAACUGGUUUCACUGCGCCAAAAAAAGAAAAAGAGGUGCUGGAAUAAAUUUCGCAAUCAUUUAUAAAUGCCACGGUCGAUUCCUGGUGCUGAUUCGGUCAAUCAAAUGCAGCGGGAUUGGAAUAUUGUCAUCAUUACAUGAUUGAAAAAUGCUUGACGACCAUCUGUUGAAAGUGAACGGAUGGAUGCCCUCGACGUUUACCGUUUGGUUGGCGACGUUUUUCACGUUCGUUGCCAUCUGUGUCUUCUCCAAGAAGCGUCUGGCUUUCAUCGAGCACUGCAACAGCAUUCCGGGACCACCGGCACCACUUCCUCUUCUAG
This is a messenger RNA of Daphnia pulex (common water flea), 3451 nucleotides long. Its product is annotated as cytochrome P450 4c3-like. Gene Ontology annotation, molecular function: oxidoreductase activity, acting on paired donors, with incorporation or reduction of molecular oxygen; iron ion binding; monooxygenase activity. Lineage: Eukaryota; Metazoa; Arthropoda; Branchiopoda; Diplostraca; Daphniidae. The transcript is spliced from 16 exons. Bases 1351 to 3276 code for a protein of 641 amino acids. The record is from RefSeq and is a predicted model, not a curated record.